Diachasma alloeum is the source of this 1239-nucleotide messenger RNA. RefSeq names its product (11Z)-hexadec-11-enoyl-CoA conjugase-like. Gene Ontology annotation, molecular function: stearoyl-CoA 9-desaturase activity; iron ion binding. Lineage: Eukaryota; Metazoa; Arthropoda; Insecta; Hymenoptera; Braconidae. The record is from RefSeq and is a predicted model, not a curated record. Gene Ontology annotation, cellular component: endoplasmic reticulum membrane. The coding region runs from base 88 to 1119 and encodes 343 amino acids. Gene Ontology annotation, biological process: unsaturated fatty acid biosynthetic process. The transcript has 5 exons.
GAUUACAUCGUUUGAUUCGAGUGUUUGGGGUCUCCGUGAAUUUUUUUUUUCGCACUUGCGGGGGAUCUGAUUAGAGGAAACUGGAGAAUGUCGCCUGGUGCGGUCGAUCCGAGGAUAAUUGUGGAUAAAUAUCAGGAUGAUGAGGAGGGUGUUGAGGAUGUGGUGAAGAAAAAGGAGAGGCGAUGGUUUGAAUUCGAGACAGAGCUCAUUUGGACCAACAUCGUUGGGAUUGUUGGCUUCCACCUACUGUCACUGUACUUUAUGAUUACUUUUGAAUAUAGGAAGGAAAUUGUUCUAGUCCUCUGGACAUUUGUCAUGUGUCAAUUAAGUGGAUUUGGAGUGACCGGUGGUGCCCACAGACUCUGGACCCAUCGAGGUUACAAAGCUAAAUUACCACUUAGAAUUAUUCUAGCUAUUCUCUACGCAUCUGCGGGAAUGAAUCCAAUCUACGAUUGGGUGAGGGAUCACCGAGUGCACCACAAGUACACGGAGACAGAUGCGGAUCCCCAUAAUUCUAAAAGAGGCUUUUGGUUCUCUCACGUGGGGUGGCUGAUGAUGAAGAAGCAUCCCGAGGUCCAUCGACGGGGACGGAGUCUAGAUAUGAGUGAUGUGGAGGCUGAUCCUGUAGUCAUGUUCGUCGAUCGGCAUUUCACUCUCUUCAAGAUAAUCUUCUGCUUCAUAGUACCAAUUCUCAUCCCUGUUUACUUAUUUAAUCAAAAUUGGAAAGCAACCAUCAUCUCAGAGCUCUUCAUCAGGUAUCCCAUUGUCCUCAACGGGACAUGGUCAGUCAACAGUUUUGCGCACAUAUGGGGCUAUCGCACUUAUGACAAAUCGAUAAAACCCACCGAAAACUUCAUGGUGGCCAUAGUGAGCGUCGGUGAAGGCUGGCACAACUAUCACCACGUCUUCCCAUGGGACUACAAAGCCGCUGAAUUUGGAAAUCUAAUGCUGAAUCCCACAACCGCCUGGCUCGAUUUAUUCGCUAAAAUCGGAUGGGCGUACGACUUGAGGGAAGCAUCGCCUGAUCUCGUACGGAAAAUUACAGAGCGCCGAGGAGACGGCUCGCAUCAUCUCUACAGUCAGCACAUAGCAGCCAACAACAGCGCAAAAUCCGAAUAAAGAUAGACAAUUUUAUUCUCAACGACAGAGACUCAUCAAUGAAAAAAAAAUCAGUUCCAUGUGAUUCUUUAGUUUAAGUCCAUCAACUUGCCCAUCGUUCUGUUAUCACAAAUCAUUUUG